This is a messenger RNA of Brenthis ino (lesser marbled fritillary), 534 nucleotides long. Lineage: Eukaryota; Metazoa; Arthropoda; Insecta; Lepidoptera; Nymphalidae. The record is from the annotation of a GenBank genome assembly.
AUGGAAUUGUUCGUUAGUGUGAGUGGUGAUUAUGCCGAGUUACGUUCUUAUUACCUUGCUGUAAUGCGUAUUUUGUACACGUACAGGCUAGUGCCCAUGGCUUUGCACUUCAGAUUUUCGGCGCCUGCUGUUAAUGUACAGGCAACAAUUAGUAAAACAGCAGAAAAUCCAUCGAGUUCUAGAAUGGACACAGAUAUUACUCCUAUUAAUACGAAUCAACAACAUUCUCAAGCUUUUUAUCCAACUCCUGGUUCGUUACCCGAUAGUGCAAGCAAGUCGUCAAAAGGCGCGCGAGCGCUACUAAUGCGGUUAUUAGAAAGAAACCCUAAAGCUCGAAUGCGAAAUUUGCGGCAGUUACAACAAUCUGCAUUUUACAUGGGAUUUAAUUUUGAACAUAUAAAAGCUAAAAAGGUGACACCUAAAUCCAUUUUAGAAAAGCACUUUAGUAAUUGUAACUCCGCCGAUCUACAAGAUGUAUCAACGGAUGAUAAACAAUUUACAGAAUUUGACCAACCAGCUAUAUUAUUAUAUGAA